AUGGCUUCCACGGUGGCUGUGACCUUCAACGUGGACUGUGAGGAGGUCUUCGUCGUCGGCUCCCACAAGAAGCUCGGAGCCUGGGAUGUCACCGAGGCGCUCCCUUGCACCACGUCCGCCGCGAUGUUUCCGCGUUGGAAGUCCAAAGCAGCCAAGCUGCCAAACGGCAGCAGGAUUGAGUUCAAGGUGGUGAUCCGCGGCCCGCGUGGGAACCGUUGGGAGCAUGGAGAGAACCGUCUCCUACAGGUGGAUGUGCCAAGGAAUUCCGAGGCAAAGAUGGUGAGCCUGACUUGGGGGCAGGCUGGUGUCAAGGAUGCCGAAGGUGAAGACAUUGUUGGGGAGUUGCCCACGACCGCCGGUGAGUUUUUCCGGCGCACCAGCUCCCCUGGUGGUGAAAAGAUGAUGCAGAAGCGCGGGAGUCGGCACCUCUGUCGCGGCAGCAACGGUCAAGUGAACCUGGAGAUGACAAGGACCCCGAGCUUGCUGUUAAUCAAUUUCGAGAAGUUCAAUGCAGAAGCGGCGCUUCACGAGAAGGAGCUCGACGCCAUCGAAGAGCGUGCGCAAUUGAACAAGCUUCAGCGCAAGAUGAAGAGCACCCACCUGAUCGAGCGCAUGGCCAAGAUCACCGACACCGUCGACGCCUCCAAGAUGGUGCUCCUGCAAGGCUUUAACUGGGAGAGCUGGCGCUCUGGGGGAGGAGACUGGUACAGCGUGAUUGGAAAAAGGGUGCAGAUGCUGCACGAUAUCGGCUUUACCGACCUCUGGCUACCGCCAUGCUCGCAGUCUGUCGCUCCUCAGGGCUACCUGCCCUCGCAGCUCUUCAACCUGGAUGGGUCCAAGUAUGGCUCCCAAACCGCGCUGGAGACGUUGCUGGAGAAGUGCCACAAGCUGGGCAUGCGCGUGCUGGCGGAUAUCGUCAUCAACCACAGGUGCGGCGACAAGCAAGACAGCGCCGGCCGGUGGAACCAGUUCUCCAGUGGGAUGACCACCAGGCCGAGCUUUGAAGGCGUUGGUGAUUGGGGCGGCUGGGCCGUCACCCUCGGGGACCAGUACUCCGAUGGGAGUGGAAUGCAUGCGCCCGGCAAGUCCGAUGGAAAGUUCGAUGCCGCGCCGGACAUCGACCACAGGAACCCCAAGGUGCAGGACAGCAUCAACAUUUGGCUGCGAUGGCUGCGUCUGCAGGUGGGCUUUGAUGGCUGGCGCUUCGACUUCGCCAAGGGCUACGGUGCUGAGUUUGUCGGGCAGUACUGCACCAAGAGCCACCCUGCUUGGGCCGUGGGCGAACUCUGGACCGACAUGCACUACGACCACCAUGGACUCUGCUACAACCAGGACAAGCAUCGGCAAGCGCUGGUGGACUGGGUGAACGCCACGGGCAAGAAGUCCAUGGCCUUCGACUUCACGACGAAGGGCAUCCUCCAGGAAGCAUGCAGGCUCACACAGUUCUGGAGGUUGCGCGACUGCAACGGAAAGCCGCCGGGCUUGAUCGGCUGGCUCCCGGGAUACGCUGUGACCUUCAUUGACAACCACGACACGGGCAGCACCCAGCGACACUGGCCCUUUCCUGAUGACAAGGUGAUGAUGGGCUACGCCUACAUCCUGACCCACCCAGGAAUCCCGUCAGUCUUCUGGGAUCACAUCAUGGACUGGGGUGAUGAGCAUCGCAAGAAGGUUGCGGCCUUGCUCAAGGCCCGACGUGAUUCAGGCAUCCCGGUGGAUGCUCCGGUCAACAUUCAGUGUGCCGACGAUACCCUGUACUUGGCCGAGAUCGGCCAGCCACCAGCGCUGCGGGUUGCGCUUGGCCCACGUCCUGCUGGGCAGCCAGACAUGAACUACUGGUCCCACGGCCCGAACGGCCACGGCUACCGCGUUUGGGUGAAGCGCACCGCUGCUCCACAGAUUGAAAACAAAACUGUGCCGCGGGGCUCGCCGGCCAUGGCAUUUGCCGCAGCCAUGCGGCGCUUGACGCUGGUGCAUCGACGACGCGUGGCACGGAGCAUCGCGGUGACGCUGGUGUUGAUUGCGGCCUCCAUCUUUCUACGACUUCGGCGCAGGCUCCGAGAUGUGAGCACCUUUCCACGACUUCUCAAGAUCCGUGCGCCGCUGGUCCAUGCGGAAGGUACAGCGAGUACCGAAGUUGCGGCCACCGCCGCAAGUGAAGUGACAGCCAACAAGCAAGCCACCCCACCCGAAGUUGCGUGCGCCGUGCACAACUUCGCCAUGUUCACCGUCGGUGAGAACGAUUUCGGCAACGGAGUCAGGUACACCUGCGGCGAAAUCGGACAACUUGUAGAAUUCGUCGGAGAUGGUGACCUCAUCGUCCAGAAGAGCAACGGCAAGAUGGCUUGCUGGUACCUCACCAACGCAGAGAGGCUGUUGAGUGCAGGGGAUAGCGUCAAAUACGUUUGUGGCGAGGUUGCGACAGUGGUCGGCUUCGAUGCCGAUGGCGACGUGAUUGUCCUCAAGCAGGGUGGCCGCAAAGCAACUUGGUUUGCGCACAAGUGCGCGUGA
This is a messenger RNA of Symbiodinium natans, 2511 nucleotides long. Lineage: Eukaryota; Dinophyceae; Suessiales; Symbiodiniaceae. The record is from the annotation of a GenBank genome assembly.